ACCGCAAGUGAACUCCAGGGCUGCUCUCUAAACCUAGCUCCGGCUGUUGCCGCUGCACCCCUGCUGCCUCAGGGUGAAGCCUUGCUCACCUCUGGUCACCCCAGGGGAGAGCGACCCCGGCUGCAGCCAGGCACGGAGCAUCCUAGCUAUCUUUCUCCCUGGGUGCUGCUUCCUACCCCCAUACUGCUUCAUCCCUUACCCCACCCUACACUCCGUUCUGCGGGUCGGAGCAUGGUUCUCAUGUGACUUUCCCCCCCUUUUCAUGGACAGUACCUGCACCUUUAGCAGUUCGGAGCUGGCUUCUGUUUUCCGUUAGUGCUUUGCUGCAGGGACAAAUGCAUACAAAUGCAUUUAGGAGCCUACAGGACAAGGCAUGGAAAGGUCUCCCCCACCACAGAAACGAAACUGUUUCUUCGCUUUACUGUACUAUGUGUGGUGUGGAUUUCUGUUCAUGCACAGGGACAAGGCAUAGAUAUUCUUCAGCAACUAGGCCUUGGAGGCAGAGAUGCAAGAUACACGUCAUCGGUGACAGCUGUGCCGUCAUUGUCACCAUCCACACCAUUACCUCAGGGGGUCCAUUUAACGGACUUUGGUGUCAUCUUAACAGAUAAUGCCUAUAUUGAGUCACCACUUGUGAACAUUUUACCCGUUAGCCUAAGACAGCCACUGACAGUAUUGAUUGGGUUACAAUCAUUCAAAGUGAACAAUGCAUUUCUCUUCAGCAUUCGGAAUAACAACAGGCUGCAGUUUGGCAUACAGCUACUACCUAAGAAACUAAUAGUUCAUGUCGGAGGAAAGCAAACUGUAACUUUCAACUACAGUGCCCACGAUGAGCGAUGGCACUCAUUCGCCAUCACUGUUGACCACCACGUCAUCUCCAUGUUUGUUGAGUGUGGAAAGAGCUAUUUUAGUGGAGAGACAACUUCGGAUGUUCAGACCUUUGACCCUCACAGUGUGUUUACCUUGGGAAGUAUAAAUAACAGCUCUGCCCACUUUGAAGGAACAGUGUGCCAGUUGGAUAUCAUGCCUUCCAUGGCGGCAUCUGCUGAGUACUGCAGACACCUGAAACAGCAGUGCCCCCGAACAGACACAUCCCAAGCUGAAAGAAGCCCUCCUCACACGGCAGUAAUGUCCACCAGACACCCUGAGCACUCUGCAUUGCCCAGAGGUUUUGCUGGAACAGAAUCGCCACAGAAGAGAUUCACAGACCAGGCUUCCUUGCCAAAAGGAUUUGAUGAAACAGAACGGCCACAGGAGACGUUUGCUGAUGGCAAAAGCUUUCCAAACAACAGAAGUAAUGAUUCUGCCAUGGUACAUGAAAGCCAAGAGCACCAGACACCAAGGGCUCAGUUAACUUCUUUCCAUUCAGGAAACAUCUCCGCUGUGACUCUCCCAAACUACAGAAUUCAGGCUAAAGAAAUCACCACCAAGGAGGAGACAAAUUUAACCCUGUCAGUGGCCCAUCAUCUUCCUAGUGAGGCAAGAAUGAAUGAAGAGGAGAGAAUUAACCCUCUCUUCCCUGGAUUCGACAACAUCACCCAACAUGAGGAGGCAGCUGGCCUGCCCCUGCCUGAGAAGGCAUCAUCCAGCUUUGUACACACAAAUCAAGACACCAUGAAUAACCUCGAGAAGGCUCUCACAGCAAAUCUAUACACCAAUGAGCUCACAGAAACGGAACGGAUCUUAAACAGCACCUUGUAUAGAGUGAUACACGGGCCCUCAGUGGAUAACCACCUUGAACUAAGGAAGGAAGGAGAAUUUUACCCUGAUGCCACGAAUCCUAUUGAAAGCAGCUAUGAGCCCCAGACUUAUGAAUAUUACGAUUAUGAGGAUUACAAUGCAAUGCUUGACAUGGAGUAUCUGAGAGGGCCAAAAGGAGACCCAGGACCUCCUGGUCCCCCUGGUCCAAUGGGCAUCCCAGGUCCGUCAGGCAAGAGAGGUCCACGGGGUAUUCCGGGACCACAUGGAAAUCCAGGGUUGCCUGGACUGCCAGGUCCAAAGGGCCCCAAAGGAGAUCCUGGGCUGUCCCCAGGCCAAGCUGCUUCUGGAGAAAAGGGUGACCCAGGUCUUUUGGGGUUAGUGGGCCCCCCUGGCUUACAAGGUGUAAAGGGUCUCAAAGGACACCCAGGGCUCCCCGGACUCCGCGGCGAACACGGAAUUCCAGGACUUGCUGGUAAUAUUGGCUCACCUGGCUACCCUGGCAGGCAGGGUUUAGCUGGACCAGAGGGUAACCCAGGCUCCAAAGGUAUCCGAGGUUUCAUCGGUUCUCCUGGCGAGGUGGGACAGCUGGGACCUGAAGGAGAAAGGGGCACUCCUGGGGUGCGUGGGAAGAAAGGUCCGAAGGGCAGACAGGGUUUUCCAGGUGACUUUGGAGACAGAGGCCCUGCUGGUCUGGAUGGCAGUCCUGGGGUUGUAGGUGGCACCGGACCUCCCGGGUUUCCUGGUGUUACAGGAAGUGUCGGUUCUGCAGGACCGAUUGGACCUCCAGGAGCUCCUGGCCCAAUGGGCCUUUCAGGAAGUAGAGGACCAUCUGGAAUCAAAGGUGAUAAGGGUGAGCAAGGUGUGGCAGGGGAGCCAGGAGAACCCGGGUACCCUGGAGACAAGGGCAACAUUGGAUCACCAGGACCACCAGGGAUAAGAGGAAAGUCAGGACCUUCAGGACAACCAGGUGACCCAGGACCACAGGGACCAUGUGGCCCUCCAGGACCAGAGGGUUUUCCGGGAGACAUUGGGAUUCCUGGACAAAAUGGACCUGAAGGACCAAAGGGACAUCUUGGAAACAGAGGGCCCCCUGGGCCUCCAGGUCUCAAAGGAACUCAGGGAGAAGAAGGACCAGUUGGACCUUUUGGAGAACUGGGAUCUAGGGGAAAACCAGGUCGCAAAGGGUAUAUGGGUGAACCAGGGCCAGAAGGCUUAAAGGGAGAAGUGGGAGACCAAGGAGAUAUUGGGGAAACUGGCGAAAGAGGACCCGUUGGUUUACCUGGAGAAGUAGGGAUAACUGGAAGCAUUGGUGAGAAGGGAGAACGUGGAAAUCCAGGCCCACUUGGUCCCCAGGGGGAAAAAGGUGUCAUGGGCUACCCAGGUCCUCCUGGGGCUCCAGGGCCCAUGGGCCCACUUGGAUUACCUGGUCUUGUUGGGGCAAGAGGCGCACCUGGAAGUCUGGGUCCUAAAGGACAAAGAGGACCCAGAGGACCAGAUGGCCUCACAGGGGAUCAAGGUGGAGAUGGUGCCAAGGGUGAAAAAGGAAACCAAGGGAAAAGAGGGCUUCCUGGCCUCCCCGGUAAGGCUGGAAGCCCUGGGGAGAGGGGAGUUCAAGGAAAACCGGGCUUACAAGGACUCCCUGGCAGCUCAGGAGAUGUGGGACCUGCCGGAGAACCGGGACCACGAGGACUGCCUGGUAAUGCUGGCCUUCCUGGAGAGAUGGGCGUUGAGGGACCUCCGGGCACCGAGGGAGACUCUGGCCUGCAAGGUGAACCGGGUGCUAAGGGAGAUGGUGGACCUGCCGGCAGUGCUGGAGCUACUGGGGAGCCGGGGCCAAGAGGAGAACCAGGAGCUCCUGGAGAAGAAGGUCUCCAAGGAAAAGAUGGAUUAAAGGGGGUUCCAGGAGGAAGCGGACUUCCUGGAGAGGAUGGAGACAAAGGAGAGAUGGGCUUACCAGGAACAGCAGGCCCUGUGGGGAGACCAGGUCAGAUGGGCCUUCCAGGACCUGAAGGAAUUGUGGGAACCCCGGGACCAAGAGGUCGACUGGGGAAAAAGGGUGAUAAAGGACAAGUAGGACCCAUGGGAGAAGCUGGAAGCAGAGGAACCCCUGGAAGCGUUGGGGAAAACGGCCCUAAGGGUGCCAGAGGAACUCGGGGUGCUGUGGGUCCAUUAGGACUGAUGGGACCUGAAGGCGAACCAGGAAUCCCAGGAUACAGAGGCCAUCAAGGUCAACCAGGACCCUCUGGAUUGCCAGGACCUAAAGGAGAAAAGGGCUACCCAGGAGAAGACAGCACCGUUCUGGGACCUCCUGGGCCUCCAGGUGAACCAGGGCCAAUAGGGGAGCAAGGAGAGACAGGGGAACAUGGCGAAGAAGGCUAUAAGGGCCAUAUGGGUGUGCCAGGACUCAGAGGUGCCACUGGACAGCAAGGACCCCCAGGUGAACCAGGUGACCAGGGUGGACAAGGACUGAAAGGAGAGAGAGGAUCUGAAGGUCCUCAGGGGAAAAAGGGAGUUCCUGGUCCUUCUGGGAAACCAGGCAUUCCCGGAGUUCCAGGCUUUUCCGGGCCAAAGGGUUUACAAGGAUACCCUGGAGUUGACGGCAUGUCAGGAUACCCUGGGAAGCCUGGUCUACCAGGAAAACAAGGACUUCCGGGCGUCCCGGGCAGCCCAGGGAGAACAGGACUGGCUGGAUCCCCAGGUCCUCAAGGAGGAAAAGGCGCAUCAGGCCUUCCAGGAAGCCCUGGUGCUCCAGGCCCAAAGGGUGAACAAGGGCUACCUGGUCAGCCUGGAGUCCCAGGUCAAAGAGGUCAUCGAGGAACACCAGGCGACCAAGGACUCCCUGGAGCACCUGGUCUGAAAGGGCAGCCUGGGGAACAUGGUGAUCAAGGUUUGACAGGUUUCCAGGGAUUCCCAGGCCCCAGAGGUCCCGACGGGGAUGCUGGCAUUGUUGGAAUUGUAGGCCCUAAAGGUCCCGUUGGGCAGAGAGGAAACUCUGGCCCUCUUGGCCGUGAAGGGAUAAUAGGCCCAACAGGUGGAACUGGACCCAGAGGUGAAAAAGGCUUUAGAGGUGAAACUGGUCCCCAAGGACCGAGAGGUCAACCAGGACCCCCUGGUCCUCCUGGAGCACCUGGUCCAAGAAGACAAAUGGAUAUCAAUGCUGCUAUUCGAGCUCUGAUAGAAUCAAAUUCUGCCCAGCAGAUGGAGCUCUUCUGGCUUGGAAAAUACUGGAUUGACCCAAAUCUUGGAUGUUCCUCAGAUGCCUUUGAGGUUUUCUGCAACUUCAGUGCUGGAGGCCAGACAUGUCUAUCUCCUGUUUCUGUGACAAAGUUGGAGUUUGGAGUCGGCAAAGUACAGAUGAACUUCCUUCACUUGCUGAGCUCAGAAGCCACCCACACCAUCACCAUUCACUGUCUCAACACCCCGAGGUGGACCAGCACACGGGCGGAUGGUCCAGAGUUGCCUGUCAGUUUCAAAGGAUGGAAUGGUCAGAUUUUUGAAGAAAACACUCUACUUGAACCACAGGUCCUCUCAGAUGACUGCAAGAUUCAGGAUGGCAGCUGGCACAAGGCGAAAUUCCUUUUUCACACCCAGAAUCCUAAUCAGCUUCCUGUGACUGAAGUCCAAAACCUUCCUCCUCUUGGAACUGAGCAAAAGCGCUACAUUGAAAGCAAUUCCGUGUGCUUUCUCUAAGGCCCCGGGGUCAGCAGGGAAUGUCAUGCUGUUGGUCAAGUAAUUGCAGAGAGGAAAAUGUAAACAGAAAGGUAAUGUCCUUAUGAAAUGUAGGGGAAAGAAAAGGACAGGGGCUAAAUCUUAAGAAAUCUCAGGAAGAAAUAAUUUCCUCCCAAGGAGAAAUGGCGGCAUUUUUAAAGGACUAUGACUGAUAAUGUAUUUAAUUCUCUUAAAUUGUUUUUAUCGAUCUGAGUGUUCAUAAGGAACUCCCUAGAACUGAAAUUGUAUAGACUUGGAACUCUUGAGGGUUUCCUGUGCUUUUGUCCCAUGAGGCAGCUGGAGCUGCAGGGCCCCGCGGAGCAGUACUGGAUAGUGCUCCAAACAGUGGGAUGUGUCUGUCUGAAACUUACAAGCCAGUCUGCUGCACCUUCUUGUCCCAAACACUAAGCUGUGUUCAGGUCCCCCCAUGGCAUAUAAAAUCUUAGUGGUGCACACUACCUCUUUUGUGUUUCCUUUUGGUGAUGCUUGGUGCUGUCUCCCAAAACAGGGUGCUGCGGCUGUCAUAAGACUAUUUUAUUUCUUCAUCUUCGUUAUCAAGAGUGUAUGUACUGGUUACAUCAAAAAUAUGUCUUGAUUGUUAAUACUUAUUUCUAUUUGUUUGGUCUCAUGCUUAAUAACUAGUAAAGUUAUUUAUGCAAGGUCCUUAUUUUAUUUUAAAAUUAUCUUUGGGCACAUGGAAUCAAAGCCAGCAUGCUGUAACUCAUGUGUAUACACAGGAGACCCGGGGCUUUUCUUCUGUUGUUUUUCUUCUUUAAAUUGCUGUAAAAAGUACUUCAGGCCACCUAAGUCCAGUGGGAGGUUUGGAUUAGAAACUGGUGUUUGUGAUAUACUGUUAUAAAACUCCAAGAUCAUCUGGAAUGAUAUUUUGUAUAUAUAUAAAUAUUGUGUAAAGUUUUAAUCCAGGCAAUCCUUUGGAAAUUUUGCUGCUGUUUUAAAUUAUAAAAUGUUAUAUUUAUGCUUUUAGAAAAUAUUUGCUUUGUAGUACUCAAUGAUUUUUUUCUUUCACUGUUCUGAAAUAAAAUUUUAGUGCUUAAAAGAAUUUUAUAGUCUUUGAAGCAAUAUUGUACAUGAGGAACUCUUUUUCCACUAAAACUAAGCUCAGCCCAUUCAGUCUUUCCUUGUUAUCAGAGAAAAAUGUUACUUCAAUAGUAAAGAAGAUGACUCUUGCUGUAUGAACGAGCCUGUUGUUCGUCUGUUACAAGCAUACUGUUAACCUCAGCAAACCAGAUUUACCUGUCUAUAAUAAAGAGGUGCUUUAAA
Messenger RNA from Mus pahari (shrew mouse), 6690 nucleotides. It is a transcript of the gene Col24a1, whose product is annotated as collagen type XXIV alpha 1 chain. Gene Ontology annotation, molecular function: extracellular matrix structural constituent. The record is from RefSeq and is a predicted model, not a curated record. The transcript has 60 exons. Lineage: Eukaryota; Metazoa; Chordata; Mammalia; Rodentia; Muridae. The coding region runs from base 346 to 5391 and encodes 1681 amino acids.